Messenger RNA from Arachis stenosperma, 1084 nucleotides. Its product is annotated as proline-rich receptor-like protein kinase PERK9. Bases 173 to 934 code for a protein of 253 amino acids. NCBI's taxonomy places the organism in Eukaryota, Viridiplantae, Streptophyta, Magnoliopsida, Fabales, Fabaceae. The transcript has 2 exons. The record is from RefSeq and is a predicted model, not a curated record.
GCAGCAAGAAAUCCCAUUAACACCCUGCCAACAACCACCCACAUUUACAUUGCUGCUCGGAUUGUUACUUUCAACAUUAUUCUGCUUGAAGUUUACCUUCCAAUCUCCAGCUAUUCACCAGAAACUCACAAGCACCUUUCAUAGCGACGAUUUCAUAUCUACGGUUCUUGAGAUGGCGGAUACCAGCAACACCUCCGUGGUAGGCAUGGAGGUUCUGAUUUCACCACCUCAACCAGUGACUCAACAUCUGCUUCAACUGGGGUCACCUCCGCCUCUGCCUCAACCAGUAACAGUUACCUUGCAUCAUCCCGCUACUAACAGGGAGCUAACAGCCAUCUUUAGUAGCGACGUCUUGAUCUCUGAAGUUCUGAAGGUGGCCGAGGUGUACAACAGCUCCGUCAUAGGCAUGGAGGUGCGGAAUGUGUCUCAACCUCCGGCCAGUCUGCCUCUACCUGUGUCUCAACCUCCGGUCAGUCUGUCUCAACUUCCACCGCCUCUGCCUCAACCGGCGUCACCUCCAAUGCCUCUGCCUCAACCAGUAACAGUUACCUUACAUCAUCCCGCUACUAACAGGGAGCUAACAGCCACCUUUAGUAGCGAAGUCUUGAUCUCUGAAGUUCUGAAGGUGGCCGAGGUGUACAACAGCUCCGUCGUAGGCAUGGAGGUGCGGAAUGUGUCUCAACCUCCGGCCAGUCUGCCUCUACCUGUGUCUCAACCUCCGGUCAGUCUGUCUCAACUUCCACCGCCUCUGCCUCAACCGGCGUCACCUCCAACGCCUCUGCCUCAACCGGCGUCACCUCCGCCUCUGCUUCAACCGGUGUCUCAACCUCCGGCCAGUCUACCGGUGUCUCAACCUCCACCGCCUAUGUCUCAACCGGCGUCACCUCCAACGCCUCUGCCUCAACCAGCGUCAACUCCGCCUCUACUAAUUUGAGUGUUUCUUUCAUCCUCAUGACUAUUCUCCAUUUGGAUUGGAGAUUCUAUGAUUUUUUUACUUAAAAAAAGAGUAUGAAUUGUCAUGAAGCUUCAAACUUAAUGCAUACUCUAGUUAGAACUUAGAAGCAUUCAUUUUAUUCUAUUUUAU